Molecule: messenger RNA, 3272 nt
Organism: Nelumbo nucifera (sacred lotus)
Lineage: Eukaryota; Viridiplantae; Streptophyta; Magnoliopsida; Proteales; Nelumbonaceae
Product: leucine-rich repeat receptor protein kinase HPCA1-like
Biological process (GO): protein phosphorylation
Molecular function (GO): ATP binding; protein binding; protein kinase activity
Source: RefSeq, a predicted model, not a curated record
UGUCAACCAACUUCAACUCUUCUACUUGCAGAUAUUUUUCUUGGUUCAAAUCAAAAUUGCUAAACAAGACUUCAGAGUUGACUCCUCGUGGCCAAUUAUCUCCAGGGCCGCUUAAUUAAUAUAUACCAACUUCAACUCUUCUAAAUGAAUGUUCUGUUACAGAGAAAUUUUGUCACCGGAGAGUUGCAUCACAACUUGUCGUCCAUCAGUCGUCACCAAUGGAUGAAAUAAGGAUCAAAUUCAAAGCCUGUCUGCUGCUGGUUGUGCUCAUUCAAAUUUCGUCUGCAGCUGCACAGCAGGCACCAACAGACCCUAACGAUGCUGCUGCUCUAAAUUCAUUCAAGUUAAUGUGGAAAAACAGACCUCCCAAUUGGGAAAAUUCAGACCCUUGCGUUGGUGGUUGGGUAGGAGUUACUUGCAACAACUCACAGGUGAUAUCCAUAAAAUUGUCAAGCAUGGGACUCGAGGGUCAAUUGUCUGGAGACAUCGGUGCUCUAACUGAGUUACAGACAUUGGAUCUGUCUUACAACCGGGGUUUGAAUGGUCCCCUGCCGGCCGAAGCAAUUGGGAGCUUGAAAAAGCUUUCAAACCUGAUCCUGGUUGGGUGUAGUUUCUCUGGACGAAUACCAAGCACAAUCGGAGAUCUGGAAGAGCUAGUCUUUUUAUCUCUAAAUUCUAACAGCUUCACUGGUGAAAUACCUCCUUCCAUUGGUAAAUUAUCUAAACUUUAUUGGCUGGACAUAGCUGACAACAAACUUAGUGGAACGAUUCCAGUCUCCAGUAGCAGCACGCCUGGCCUAGAUAUGCUACUUCAUGCCAAACACUUUCAUUUCGGAAAGAAUCAGCUAUCCGGCACCAUCCCUCCUCAACUUUUCAGCUCAAAUAUGUCUCUCAUACAUUUGCUUUUUGAUAAUAAUCGACUCAGUGGAAGCAUCCCUUCAACACUUGGACUCCUGGAGAAGUUGGAGGUUUUGCGCCUUGAUAGGAAUUUGUUAAGCGGAUCUGUUCCUUCUGACCUCAACAACCUUAAAAACAUCGGUGACCUGCAUUUGUCCAAUAAUCUACUCAAGGGUCCAAUGCCUAACCUAACUGGCGUGGACUCAAUUACUUAUUUGGACUUGAGCAAUAAUAGUUUCACUACAUCAGAUAUUCCUCAGUGGAUUUUAACAUUACAAAGCUUGACAACACUAGUGAUGGAGAAUACCCAACUGGAAGGACCCUUGCCCCAAGCCCUAUUUGGCAUUCCUCAGCUACAGACAUUGAACAUGAAGAAUAAUCAUAUCAAUGGGACCUUAGAACUUAAUAGCUAUAGUGGGCAUCUUCGACUCAUUGAUUUGGAAAUAAAUUUCAUUGAAAAUAUUAAGGGAGACAACGGAUAUCAUAAUCAGUUAAUAUUAAAGGAUAAUCCCAUCUGUCAUGAAUCAGUAUAUGACCAACCCCCAGCACCAUACUGCACCCCACAAAGAUACACAUCUUCAUACUCUACAAAAGCAGAAAACUGUACUGCUGUUUCAUGUCUCUCAGAUCAGAAGUUGAGCCCCACCUGUAAAUGCUCAUACCCAUACAAGGGCAUCCUAUAUUUCAGAUCUCCAUCCUUCUCUGACUUGUUUAACACAUCCUAUUAUGGCUCUCUGGAAAACAAACUUAAGGAAACAUUUCAAAAUUGUGCCCUUCCAGUUGACUCAGUUUCUCUGAGUAGCCCUAGAAAGGACUCAGAUAACUACCUCGACUUGGAUCUGGAAGUCUUUCCUUAUGGAGCUGAACGUUUCAAUCAAUCAGGUGUUCUAAAUAUUGGAUUUGUCCUGAGCAAUCAAACCUUUAAGCCCCCACAGAUUUUUGGGCCAUUCUUUUUUAUGGGUUCACCUUAUGAAUUCUUUCUAGAAUCAUCCUCCAGUUCCAAGAAUUCAGUGAGCCUUGGAGUUGUAAUUGGGGCAGCAGUUGGAGGACUUGUUCUCCUACUGGCACUACUGUUUGCAGGAUAUCUUGCCUUUUAUCAAAAGAAAAGAGCUGAUAGAGUAAUUGAACAAAACAAUAAGUCAUUCUCUUCUUGGGACCACAAUAGUAGUGGCAACAUUCCUCAGCUUAAAGGAGCAAGAUGGUUCUCAUUUGAGGAACUCAAUAAAUGCACAAACAAUUUCUCUGAGGCAAAUGCCAUUGGAUCAGGGGGUUAUGGCAAGGUUUACAGAGGAAUACUUUCCAGUGGCCAGUUAGUUGCAAUUAAAAGGGCUCAACAGGGAUCCAUGCAGGGUGGUGUUGAAUUCAAAACUGAGAUCGAGCUACUAUCUCGCGUUCAUCACAGGAACCUUGUCGGUCUUGUAGGAUUUUGUUUUCAACAACGUGAACAAAUGUUGGUCUAUGAAUAUAUUCCAAAUGGCACCCUCAAGGAAAGCCUUUCAGGAAAAUCAGGUGUUCGGUUGGACUGGGCAAGGAGACUCAGAGUAGCCUUGGGUUCAGCCAGAGGGCUAGCUUAUCUGCAUGAACAUGCCAACCCUUCCAUAAUUCACAGGGAUAUUAAAUCAACCAACAUUCUCCUGGAUGAUCGAUUAAAUGCAAAGGUUGCUGAUUUUGGUCUAUCCAAGCUCAUGGGUGACACAGAAAAAGACCAUAUCACCACUCAAGUCAAGGGGACAAUGGGAUAUUUGGACCCAGAAUAUUAUAUGUCUCAGAUGUUGACAGAGAAGAGUGAUGUCUACAGUUUUGGGGUGCUGUUGUUAGAGCUGAUAACUGCAAAAAAACCAUUAGAGCGGGGGAAGCAUAUUGUGAGAGAGGUAAGAAUAAGUAUUGAUAAAACAAAGGAUCUAUAUGGCCUUCAUCAGCUUCUUGACCCAGCCAUUGGGUUAGGGACCAGCCUCAAAGGAUUUGAGAAAUAUGUUGAUCUGGCAAUGAGUUGCACUGAAGAAACAGGAGCUGAUCGCCCAAUAAUGAGUGAAGUAGUGAAAGAGAUUGAGAACAUCAUGCAGUUCGCUGGUCUAAAUCCAAAUGCUGAUUCUGCAUCCACAUCAGGAAGCCAUAGUGGAGGGCAUUCCAAACAUCCUUACAACAACGAGUCAUUUGAUUUUAGUGGCACAUGCCCACCUCACAAGGUGGAGCCACAAUGAGUGAAAAGUAUUUUUUUCAAACUCUGGUCAUUGUGAGCAUUUGUUCUCUCUCAACUCUGGCAGUUAAUUUGGGGGUGAGGGACUGGGUUUAUUAUUGGAUUUGGAGCUUUGCAAGUCAUGAUGCUUUUGCUUUCCUCUUUGAUCAAAUUAAUAUUCAAAACUCUUAUUGUUAUU